AUGCGCGGCCCCGCGAUGCUCCUCGCCUUCCGCGCCCUCUGCGCGCUCUCGGCGCUCCGCGGAACCGCGAGGGCGGUGAACAACAGCGGGAGGUGGUGGGGCAUCAUCAACGUGGCCUCGUCCACCAACCUGCUGACGGACUCCGGCAGCGUGCAGCUCGUCCUGGAGCCCGGCCUGCAGCUGCUGAGCCGCAAACAGAGGCGGCUGAUCCGCCAGAACCCCGGCAUCCUGCACAGCGUCAGCGCCGGGCUGCAGAGCGCCGUCAGGGAAUGCCAGUGGCAAUUCCGCAACCGCCGCUGGAACUGCCCCACUUCUCAGGGCCCCAACAUCUUCGGCAAGAUCGUCAACCGGGGGUGCCGGGAGACGGCGUUCAUCUUCGCCAUCACCAGCGCCGGCGUGACGCACUCGGUGGCGCGCUCCUGCUCCGAGGGCUCCAUCGAGUCGUGCACUUGCGAUUAUCGCCGGCGCGGCCCCGGCGGCCCCGAUUGGCACUGGGGAGGCUGCAGCGAUAACAUCGAUUUCGGGAGGCUCUUCGGCAGGGAAUUCGUGGAUUCCAGCGAGAAGGGCCGCGAUCUGCGCUUCCUGAUGAACCUGCACAACAACGAGGCCGGGCGCAUGACGGUGUUCUCAGAGAUGCGCCAGGAGUGCAAAUGCCACGGCAUGUCGGGCUCCUGCACCGUGCGAACCUGCUGGAUGCGCCUGCCCACCUUCCGAGCCGUGGGCGACGUCCUCAAGGAUCGCUUCGACGGCGCCUCCAGGGUCAUUUACGGCAACAAAGGCAGCAACCGAGCCUCCAGGGUGGAGCUGCACCACCUGGAACCCGAAAACCCGGCCCACAAACCUCCGUCGCCCCACGAUUUGGUUUAUUUCGAGAAGUCGCCCAAUUUCUGCACGUCCAGCGGGAAGAUGGGGACGGCGGGGACGGCGGGGCGGGCGUGCAACAGCUCCUCACCGGGCUUGGACGGCUGCGAGCUGCUCUGCUGCGGCCGGGGGUUCCGCACUCGCACCCAGCGCGUCACCGAGCGCUGCAACUGCACCUUCCAUUGGUGCUGCCACGUCAGCUGCCUCAACUGCACCAACACGCAGGUGCUGCACGAGUGCCU
Messenger RNA from Lagopus leucura (white-tailed ptarmigan), 1103 nucleotides. It is a transcript of the gene WNT1, whose product is annotated as Wnt family member 1. The record is from RefSeq and is a predicted model, not a curated record. Gene Ontology annotation, cellular component: extracellular region. Gene Ontology annotation, biological process: canonical Wnt signaling pathway; multicellular organism development; cell fate commitment. The transcript has 4 exons. Gene Ontology annotation, molecular function: cytokine activity; frizzled binding. The annotation marks the transcript as partial. Lineage: Eukaryota; Metazoa; Chordata; Aves; Galliformes; Phasianidae.